AUGGAACUAUUCAAGUCAGAGCGUCUGCUCUACCGAGCACCAGAGGACUCUGCGGAGGACAAAGAAUUCAUUCACUCCUCCAUCAUCAAUGACAAUACCAUUCAAACAAUGAGCACGAUGCGGCUCAGCCGCCCGGCAAACAAAUCCGCCGCUGAUGAAUUCAUCAAACAAAUGCAUGGAGCCGUUCUGGGAGUGCUUAUAUGUCUCCCUGCUCCAACAUCCGAAGAUAAGACGACCGCAUCUGAGGGCUCAAGUCCAUCCACGACUACCAAGCCAAUUCCAAUCGGUCAUAUGAAUAUAUUCUAUACGCACGGAGCAGAUGCUUCUCAUCACCGGAACGCGAUGAUAGGCAUCUCAUUCGCGGAGGGAUAUCGAGGCAAAGGCUACGGCGGAGAAGCAAUCAACUGGGCCCUUGACUGGGCAUUUAUGCGUGGUGGUUUCCACAGAAUUUCUAUUGGGGCUUUCUCUUUCAACACCAAUGCUUUGAAGCUUUACCGGAAGCUUGGGUUCGUGGAUGAAGGCCGUGACCGUGAAGCUAUAUUCCAUCUUCGGAAAUGGCAUGAUCUUGUCAGCCUUGGUAUGCUGGAGAAUGAGUGGGAAGAAUUGAGGUCUAAGCAGUCGGAGAUUACGCAUGGAGGCGAGUAG
Messenger RNA from Penicillium olsonii, 645 nucleotides. NCBI's taxonomy places the organism in Eukaryota, Fungi, Ascomycota, Eurotiomycetes, Eurotiales, Aspergillaceae. The record is from the annotation of a GenBank genome assembly.